Molecule: messenger RNA, 459 nt
Organism: Rhipicephalus sanguineus (brown dog tick)
Lineage: Eukaryota; Metazoa; Arthropoda; Arachnida; Ixodida; Ixodidae
Exons: 2
Coding region: 1-459 (152 amino acids)
Source: RefSeq, a predicted model, not a curated record
AUGUACAAGCAGCAGGUUGGUGCAGCCGCCCAGUCACGACCACGCAACUGCAGGAAGGCCGGCCAGCCACCCCUCGCACGAAGGAUACGAGAGGAUCGGCCAGGCUCCCCGUGUACUCAAAGCGGCGGUGCCGGAUGCCGCAGCGGGGCGUUGCACGCGGUGUCCGGAGGCCUUAAACCUUCCCGGACGCAGACGCACACCUGGUCGGCCUCCCAGACCUCGCUGUGGGAUCUACAAGCAGCAGGUUGGUGCAGCCGCCCAGUCACGACCACGCAACUGCAGGAAGGCCGGCCAGCCACCUCUGGCACGAAGGAUACGAGAGGGUCGGCCAGGCUCCCCGCGUACUCCAAGCGGCGGUGCCGGAUGCCGCAGCGGGACGUUGCACGCGGUGUCCGGAGGCCUUACACCUUCCCGGACGCAGAUGGACAUCUGGUCGGCUUCCCAGACGUCGCUGUGUGA